Messenger RNA from Clunio marinus, 297 nucleotides. Lineage: Eukaryota; Metazoa; Arthropoda; Insecta; Diptera; Chironomidae. The record is from the annotation of a GenBank genome assembly.
AUGCCGGUCUUUAAUUAUUCAUUAUCCACUAAAUUCAAUGCAAGCUCGAACGAAAGCUUGGACAUUAAGACGGUCAUUUUAGUUCUUGUAUGCUUUUCAACUAGGGAUGUCGAUUGGUGUACGUUACAGCAAAAUACUGCACUUGAGAGUUAUUAUGCACAAUUAGCUCUUAUCGCAUCCGACAUGGGAUUUUCUUGCUGCUUACAAAACAUUGCAAGAGACUCCAAAAAUUUACGUGCUUUCAUAAAAGAAAAAGAAGAAGCUCAUGACACAAGAGAUUUGAUGAAAUCAAAAUAA